CAGACCUCUAGGCUCCACUGGGGCAGCCCCUGGACUGGUCCCCAACGUUGAUGGGGAACCGCAGCUGCCCUCCCCCUCCCGCCCCCACGGUUGCCUUCCUCCUUCCUCUUUCUACUACUGCCCUGCCCUUCCCCAGAAGGCUUUUUUAUAGGUCUCAGGUUCCCAUCGGAGGCCUUGAGGUUUGGGGCUGCCCUGGAGGACAUGGCCUGGGGCCCUGACAACGUGCGGAAAUGGUCAAGCCUGGCACUGCUGGCCAUCGUGGGCACAGCUUUGACAGCAGCCACCGACCCUGGCUUCGUGGCCAGGAUCUCCCAGAAGGGUCUGGACUUCGUGUGCCAGGAGAGUAUGGUUGAGUUGCAGAAGGAGCUAUUAGCCAUCAGCAUUCCUGACUUCUCUGGAGACUUUAAGAUAAAGCACCUGGGAAAGGGUACCUAUGAAUUCUACAGCAUGGCCGUGGAAGGAUUUCAUAUUCCUGAUCCCCAGAUCAAGCUGCUACCCAGUGAUGGCCUCCAGCUGUCCAUCACCAGUGCCAGAAUCAAGAUAAGUGGAAGAUGGAAAUAUAGGAAGAACAUCCUCAAAGCCAGCGGCAAUUUUCAGCUGAGCAUUCAGGGUGUCUCUAUCAUCGCUGACUUGAUCCUGGGCAAUGACCCCUCAGGUCGCAUCACCAUCACCUGUUCUACUUGCGACAGUCACAUCAACAGCGUCCGCAUCAAAGUCUCUGGCAGCAUGCUGGGGUGGCUGAUCCAACUGUUCCACAGGAAAAUUGAGACUUCCUUGAAAAAGACCAUUUACAAAAAGAUCUGCAAGAUCGUGAGAAACUCCGUGUCCGCCAAGCUUCAGCCUUAUGUGAAGACUCUUCCAGUGGUAGCCAAAGUGGAUGAUAUAACCUCGAUUGACUACAGUCUGCUGGCUCCUCCGAUGACCACGGACAAGUUCCUGGAGGGGCAGCUAAGGGGGGAGUUUUUCUGGCGGGGACACCACGGCCCACUUCCCGCUGUCCCACCAGUAAUGAAUAUUUUGCCCAACAAUAGCUACAUGGUAUGCAUGGGCAUCUCUGACUACUUCUUCAACACUGCGGAGUUUGCGUACCAAGAGUCUAAAACCUUGAAAAUAACCCUGAGGGACCAAUUGUUAGCAAAGGAUGCCAGAUACCACCUGAACACUGACUUCCUUAGGACCUUCCUGCCCGAGGUGGCCAAGAAGUUCCCCAGCAUGGGGGUGCAGCUACUGAUCUCAGCGCCCUCGUUUGCACACCUGAACAUACAGCCCUCAGGCCUUUCGCUCAGUCCUAACCUGGAGACCCGGGCCUUUGUGGUCCACCCCAACUCCUCCCUGAUCCCUCUCUUCCUGCUUGGCAUGAAAACAAAUGCCUCUCUGGAAGUGAAUGCUAUGAAAAACAGGCUUAUUGGCGAGAUGAAGCUAGGCAGGCUGUUGCUGGAACUGAAGCAAUCCAACUUUGGCUCCUUUAAGGUGGAGUUACUGGAGGAUGUCAUAAACUACCUCAUGUCCACAAUGGUGCUGCCCAAGAUCAACGAGAAGCUUCGUCGAGGCUUUCCUCUCCCUUUGCCUGCCGGGAUUCAGCUCAUCAACUCCAUUCUUUACUCCUCCCAGAAUUUCCUGUUGCUUGAGGCGGAUUUACGCCGGACCUGAGAUCACCUCAGACCCUGAGCCAGGAAGCUCUGCAGCUGCUUCCAAGGGGCCAUCACACUCACCGGCUGUCCUGCUCAAGAAUCCUUUAGUCUUUGACCCUGACCUGCAGCCCCUGCUUGCUUCCCCGUGCUCAGCUCUAGAAAUAACCCAAGCCACUGGAAGUUGAGCACCGGAAAGCGAGAGGUCUGUGUCCCGGGGCUCCAGGGCUCCGGGCCUCUUUCAGAGCAGCCCCUCCAGCACCGGCACUUCUGCGGGAGCUGUGACAUUAUUUUGGACUUUACAAAAACACCCCUUUUCUCCCCA
Messenger RNA from Rattus rattus (black rat), 1953 nucleotides. It is a transcript of the gene Bpi, whose product is annotated as bactericidal permeability increasing protein. Gene Ontology annotation, molecular function: lipopolysaccharide binding. Gene Ontology annotation, biological process: negative regulation of interleukin-8 production; negative regulation of interleukin-6 production; defense response to Gram-negative bacterium. The transcript is spliced from 15 exons. Lineage: Eukaryota; Metazoa; Chordata; Mammalia; Rodentia; Muridae. The record is from RefSeq and is a predicted model, not a curated record. The coding region runs from base 202 to 1650 and encodes 482 amino acids.